UUUUACACCGGAAGUGAAUCAAGAAAACAGUCCCGUUCAGCAGAAUUUUGCGCUCGUAAACAAUGUUUAGUGCGUUUCAUCAAACAGAGCCAGCAAUUUGAGAAACACAGUGAAAUAUCGCGGAGGAACGCGAAACUCGCCCCUCCGCUGUCCGCCACGAUGCCAGCCUUACUGGAAAGACCAAAGCUUUCAAGUGCGAUGGCCAGAGCCCUCCACAAGCACAUUAUGAAAGAGAGAGAGAGAAAAAGACAAGAAGAAGAAGAAGUGGAUAAAAUGAUGGAACAGAAAUUGAAAGAAGAAGAGGAAAGAAAACGAACUACCGAAAUGGAGGAACGAAUGUCAUUGGAGGAGACCAAAGAACAGGUUCAAAAAAUGGAUGAAAAAUUGCUAAUUUUGCAAGAGGAGAAACAUCAACUCUUCUUACAGCUUAAAAAGGUCCUUCAUGAGGAGGAAAGACGGCGAAGAAGGGAGCAAAAUGAUAUUACAACACUGUCAUCAACAAACUACCAGCCCAGCAUACCUCUACACUCAGGACAGCAUCUACUCAGUAUACAUGGCAGUCCAUUGAGUCACAAUAGAGCUGGAACUCUUUUAGGAGAACGUGGUAAACAGUUGUUCCAGACUCCUCUGAUGCCUGGCUACCCCUUCCACAGCCAGCCAGGUUUUCCUCCUGGUUCCUCAGAGCAUAGCCAGUUCUCUGGAAGCACUGCGGUCCAUGAGCCAUAUGCAGUUACUCAGGCCCCGCACCAUUCCUCUUACGGGGCUGCUGCUUCUGUGCCCAUCAGCUUUGCAGGCAGCACCCAGAUCAGAGGGGCAUCACCUUUUCAGAGCAUGCCAUUCCUGCCCCAUCAAGCUCCGGGCCAUGCUGUCUUAAGCCAUUUCUCCUCCCAGCCAGGAUUUAUCCCCAGUGCAAGUAUCCCCCUUCAGAAACAGCUUGAACAUGCCAAUCAGCAGUCUGGGUUUACUGACUCGGCUGCUCUCAGACCCAUGCAUCCACAGGCUUUACAUGUGAGUGCAGCUGGCCUGCUGUCCGCCCCAUCCAUGGCUGUGCAGAUCCCUACCACAAAGGCUCCAUUUACAAGUUCCCCUCAGUCAGCGUCACGGCACGUGUUUCUCCCUCACGCUCAGCCUGGACAGAGAUUCUAUCAUCAUGGAAAACCACAUUAACUGCUAAAAGCCUGA
This is a messenger RNA of Triplophysa rosa, 1182 nucleotides long. RefSeq names its product G protein pathway suppressor 2-like. The transcript has 11 exons. Gene Ontology annotation, molecular function: transcription coregulator activity. Gene Ontology annotation, cellular component: transcription regulator complex. The record is from RefSeq and is a predicted model, not a curated record. NCBI's taxonomy places the organism in Eukaryota, Metazoa, Chordata, Actinopteri, Cypriniformes, Nemacheilidae. Bases 160 to 1167 code for a protein of 335 amino acids. Gene Ontology annotation, biological process: regulation of transcription by RNA polymerase II.